UGGUAAUAUUAUCGUUCAGACAUAUUGUAUCUAUUUAAACUUAAUGUGUGUACAUCAAACAUGGAGAGGGUCAUUUAUUUUAUAACAACUAUGAUAUAUACCGUCAGGAAGCCAGUGAUUUACCAUUCAGAUAACGGAAAAAACCUCAAGGCCUUAAAUCAACGUACAACUUGUUAAAGGUUGGGACCCUUGUAAGCAGGAAAGGAAAGGACGGAACAUUUCUGGUAUGAAGUAGCAUUUGGAAAGCAAAUAAUUCGAUAACUCCAACAACUUAUAUUUUCAAAUAUAAUGGUGAAGGAACUCUUUCUCAUGCGCUUCAAAGAGCAAAGGAUGCCCAUAAGGGACAGAUAGUAGCUUCUGAACCAGUUAAAAUUCAAGAGGAAACUACAAAACUCGAAGGUGAAACUAGAUAUGAUGACACAUCAUCACAUAUAAAUCUGCCCGACCUCACCAACAGCAGUUACUACGGUAUGGGUGUAGAGGAAGCAUGGUCUCAAGGUUACACGGGCAAGGGCGUCACCAUAGCAACUAUGGAUGUAGGAAUAGAUACACAUUUACUGGACUUGGAAAGAAAUAUUAAUCAAGAAUGGAGUUAUAAUUUCGUGCAGGACAACACUGAUGUGACUGCUGAACACUUUCAUUUUGACCACCCAGUACUGGGCCAUGGGAAUAACAUUGCAAGCGUACUUGCAGCUGAGAAGGGCAACAGCAUCUGCAGCGCAGGAAUAGCAUAUAAUGCAACCAUUGUUGUGCUAAAAGUGUUUCAGGUUAUUCUAUCCGAUCACAAUGUUAUUCAGCACUGGACUGCAUCAGACAUUAUCGCAAGGGCUAUGAUAUACAAGCUUGUUGAUAUUGACAUAUCAGUGAUGGCAUGGUCGUUUGUUUCGCCUUUUCAAAGAUUAGACUUGGCAACAAGGGAGGGUUUAACAUAUGGAGCUGAAACAGGCAGACGUGGACUUGGUAAAAUAUAUGUAGUAUCAGCAGGACCAAGCGGGAACGAGUUGACAAACAAUAUCUAUACCAUCACCGUAAAUGGCAUCGGCAGACAUGGAACUCUUCCGCAACAUAUUUGCGGUGAUACAAGCGUGCUCGUAUCUGGGCUUUCAGAUGGAAAUACUCUUACAUCUACCUACAUGGUCACAACUACUGUUAACAACGAAUGUACUGCUCGGUUUAAAGGAGUGUCAGCCGCCACGUCCCAAGUAGCAGCAAUUAUUGGUCUCGCUCUCCAGGCAAACCCAAGUUUAAUGCUGCGCGAUAUUCAACACCUCUUAGUACAAUCAGCCGAGUACAAGGGACUAGACGAGACUGAUGCCUUCUCUCGUAAUGGGGCGGGGAGGUUUUAUCAUCGAUUCUUUGGAUUUGGACUUCUAAAUGCUACAAAACUUGUGACACUUGCUAAGAAGCGACAGAAAGCACCAGUACUAUUAAAUGCAAAGCUUGAACAAACAGCUGAAAGAAUUUCAGAAGACGGACACUCGUCAGAGUACAAGUUUUGUCACUGUUGUAAUGCUUCGAGUAAGCAACCAUGUUUAACAGUAAUUGAACAUGUUGUCAUAUCUUUGGUAUUCGAAACGUAUACAAGGCAACUUAAUAUGGAUCUGACGUCACCGUCUGGAACUCGGUCCAAAUUAAUGAGAGAAUCUAAGCGAUUGGAUGGGACGACAAUAGGACAGCUGGUAUCCGUACAUUUUUGGGAUGAAUUAGCAAUCGGCGAAUGGACGUUUAACUUUCACAGCAUACCUUCAUUGAGAAGUUGUUCACAGACAAACGUCUCCAGAGUAUCAGUGACAUUAUAUGGAACAAACGCAAUCCAGCAGGAUGUCAAAGGUCACAGCUGUGACUACAGCUGUCGUGAUAAUGUUGAAUAUGAAAACAAACGCCCAAAACAACAACCAGAUCAGCCUCGCACUUUUCUAUUUUUUUCCAAUAACAUAGCUGCGGAUAGGAUUUUAUACUUAGUAAUUGUGUUUGGUUCUCUUGGAAUAGCUAUUGUUUUAACUAAAUUUAUAUAAACUUGUCUUACAAUGUAUUCUAACUGGGUGAUUUGGCUGAACUAGCAGCACACAACUCAGUUUUCUGGCCCCACAAAAAAGUUACUUUUGAACAUUUUAUGUAAUAGAUAAUGACCUUUGCUUUGUCGUUUGCAACUUCUUUGUUUUGGUUUAGAUGAACAUGGGUCAUCAAUGGUCACCACAGAAAAGUCAUCAGCCGAGAAAUCUUCACAGAAUCUCAAAUGGUGUUCGUUCUUUGACUUGUUCACUGUUCAAACAUUAAAAUUGUGUGUCUGGAAUAGGGCUCGAUUAGGGACGGGUUACUAAAUAUUCUAUGACUUUGGUGUUAGCCAUUAAUAUGUCCCGCCACCUGACAAUGAUUUGUUAUUAAAAAGGUUUAGCAGCAUGUAUGUCUAGCAUCAACUUAACACAUAAGCAAUUAUUAAAGUAACACAUUGGAUAUUGUUACUUAAAGGCAUACAUUUUGGUAGUGGGCAGGGAUUUCUGUUUUUAUUUUCACAGUUGCGGGCUAAUAACUUUCGCAGUAUGGUUCUAAUAAUCAAAGGUCAUUGAUUUUUGGAAAGUCAGCCAAUCUUAUAUCUGUCAGAAGAGAAAACAGUGUAGUUUAACAUAAAACGAUCUCUAUUGUGUUCAAAUAUGGGCACUAGGAACCUUUUAAGGGCCGCUAGAUAUUAACCUAGAACAAUUUUAGCAUAUUAAACAGCUUGAUGGAACCUCAUCAAAUUUGGCCUCGCAUCAUUGUAAGGUCCUCUCACAAGUUUGUUAAAAAAUAUGCACUGGAGCCGUUUACUGGUCGCUAAAACUAAAUAUAGAAAAUCUAUAAACAACUUCAUCUCAUAAACAGCUUCAUGUAUUUUCAUCAAGCUUGGUCAUAAGCAUACGGGCUACCAGAGUUAAAAAACCUUUAAAUGACUUUUUGUCAUGAACUGCCGGAUAAAUUGUCACUAAACUUGGUAUGUAACAUCCUUCUAAGGUCCUCUCCUAUAUUUGUCAGAUAGUUCCGCUUGAUUGAUUUUGGGGGCCCUUAAAACAGCUUCUUAUACAUAACUAAACUUAGUCUGUAUCAUUCAAGUAAGGUCAUCUCUCAAAUUUGUUUACAUUGUUCCGCUUGACUGAUUUUAGGAGCCGCGAAAUAUUUCUUUGUUUUACUCAACUGAUGUGACAAAACUUAAAAUGCAGGAGCAUUGAUUUGGUUAGAAACUUUCUUGUAUGAACUAACAUAAUGUUAGUUCGAACAGAUCGCAUAAAAAUAUGUAUGGUCCUAUAAUUGCUGUAUCUUUGACAUGAAUGUCUUAUAUAUUGAUUCUUAGUGGCUUAUAUUUCUGACCAUGUUAUUGAAACCUCUCAACUUGCCCUAAUAGGUUGAUUCCAGUCAUAUACUAAAACCUGUAAUAUAAUGGAAUUGAAUUUAUUAUGGAAGAUAUAUAUCUAAAUAUUUUAAAUGACGGAUGGCAUCCUGACUUUUUAUGGAAAAUUUAUUUUAUUCUUCACUGGAAUUGUUUUGUACAUACAUUAUUCUGUCUAAUAAUAAUAGUAUUCAAAAUGUGAUUCCUUUGCUGCAUUGUCAUCAUGCUACGUAAGUGAUACCAAUGACAGAAAGAUGUCUUACUGACACAGUUUAAGUGGUAUCUUCAAUGGCAUGGAGCUUAUAAGUCUAUAUUUUUGUCUUAUCUUUGCACAUUUUUUCAUAGACACAAUCGUUACAAUAUAUGAUACAUGUUUUAGAAGGAAACGCACUGUUUUCUAAAUUUUCAAGUUCUAUGUGGUUUUGUUAUAACUUUAAAAUAAAAGCUUAUCUCAGUCUUGUCAUUUGAUUAACAUUUGUUUGAAAUGUGUACAAAUUCAAACUAGAUUUUUUAAAUGUUUGCCAUUCACACAUCUAAAUUAGUAUUUUACUAUUUUCUUGAUAUCAUAAAGAGCAAUUGUUCAAGAUCUAAAACAAAAUGCAUUUCAAUGUUACAAAAUAAAAUGAAAAUGAUACAAUUUACUAUUGAAAUCAAAAAUCAAAUAUUGAUGAAACACAGUAAGACGUAUUAUUUUAUUAAUAAAUAAUAAUAUUUAUUUUGGCGCAUCAAGCUUGGUGUGUAUCCAAGGUUACCAAAUUAAAUUUGGUAUUUGGAUACACUCGGCAUUUUCCGUAUCCAGUAAUCAUUAGCAUGUGACCACUGGUCAGUCAAUAGUCGGCAUGUGUACGUAAUUUUGCUUCAAGUAGAAUGCUUAGCUUGGUCUUGCAUUGGUACAAAAUGCUGUCAAUUAUCGUAAAAAUGGAUAUUGGCGGCGAAAACCAGGAUUUCAAAGGUACCUAGAGUUAACUCUACAGUUUAUCGUAAGCACUCCUACAGAUAUGCUGCUCCUGUGUUGUGGAACUCUCUCCCAGAUGAUUUUAGAUCAUGUGCUAAUUUUAGCCAGGUUAAAACCCUUAUUCAGUCAUGGAAUGGCACAGUAUGUAAAUGUACCUUCUGCUCUAGGGGGGAGGGUUCAUAACACAGACGCAGCAUAAAGUUAAGUGCAUGCUUGGCUAAAUGUAUUCUCAAGCUUAAGUUUGCUUUUGUUCCUUUUAUAUUUGUCUUUUAGUUUUGCCGCUUUAUAUAUAUUUUUCAAGCACUGAGCUUCAUUUUGCCUUUGUAGUCUGCUUACUGCUAAAUUGUGUCUACUGUAGAUGUGUGUAGUGUGAUUUUUGUCUUCCUGAAUUUGCUGUAGCUAAAUGUUUGUUUUGUAUGUAAUUGAGACCUACUUGUGUUUGUUUCUCAAAUGUUGUAUUUCUGCUUUAGUUCAUGUUGUAUUCAUUUUGUGUUUAUUGUAAUUACACCCCUUUGACAGAACCAAAAGAACAUGUCUGUGUACCUAUUAACUUUAAUGUGAAGUACCUUGUUGCUUGCAACCCUGCCUGUCUUUUGGAAAAUCUAAUGAUAGAGCUUAUAUGUCAUGUCUGUAUGCAAAUUCUUAAUUAAACAAAGUUAAUUUUUAACCAUAAUACAAAUCUAUAUUCCUAUGUUAUUCAAUCAUGUUCAUUUUAAUGAUUAUUGAUUUACCCUAUGAAAAAGAUGCUAAUCAGGUCACUUUCAAAUCUGAUUUGAGUGAUAUUCUGAUUUUUAAGAUAUUUCUUAACUAUAGCACCUUUGCCCCAUAUUUUUGGUCAACUUGUAACUAAUUUCAUCUUUCUAAGCAGUUUUAAACCAAAUUUGGUAGGAUUAGCAUGUUUCUCAUAGAUUUUAUGUUGUAAAUUAUCCUUCUUACUUGUAGCUUACUUACUUUUGUUAACAUACACUUGCUAUAUAGUCGGUUAAAAAAAGCUCUUCAGAGCUUUUGUUA
Molecule: messenger RNA, 5327 nt
Organism: Mercenaria mercenaria
Lineage: Eukaryota; Metazoa; Mollusca; Bivalvia; Venerida; Veneridae
Product: proprotein convertase subtilisin/kexin type 6-like
Exons: 15
Coding region: 471-2015 (514 amino acids)
Biological process (GO): protein processing
Cellular component (GO): trans-Golgi network; Golgi membrane
Molecular function (GO): serine-type endopeptidase activity
Source: RefSeq, a predicted model, not a curated record